Messenger RNA from Lichtheimia ornata, 573 nucleotides. RefSeq lists its product as uncharacterized. Lineage: Eukaryota; Fungi; Mucoromycota; Mucoromycetes; Mucorales; Lichtheimiaceae. Gene Ontology annotation, biological process: protein targeting to vacuole; late endosome to vacuole transport via multivesicular body sorting pathway. The coding region runs from base 1 to 573 and encodes 190 amino acids. The record is from RefSeq and is a predicted model, not a curated record. Gene Ontology annotation, cellular component: Vps55/Vps68 complex; fungal-type vacuole membrane. The transcript is spliced from 6 exons.
AUGGGCCAUCGCGUAACGUCUUUGGUUGCACCAGCUUUGCGCGCUGCUUCCCUUUCUUUUCCUUAUUUGCUUGGCUUGAUGGAAGGAUACGAUACCCACAGCAUUUUUAUCUGUUGCAACUCUAGCUGCCUUGGUCCUAAAGGGCGUCAAGCUGGUGUAUAUGUGUCUGGCAUGUUGUUUGCUCUAGGAUGGUGGAUGUUCAUUGAUACUCUAAGCUUUUCGUUCACAUUGACCGAUCGCAAGGUGUUAUUUGGUGUUGAAGACUGGGUUCCUGGCAUUAUCACGACGCUAGGCAUGAUUGUUGUCUGCCUGAUAGACAAAAGCUCUCUUCGAGAUUCAUGGGGCGAAUCAGGAUCUUGGCAAGCUCGCUUAUGCUUGUUUUUGGGGUUUGCUAUGAUGGCAGGUGGUUUAGCAGGCGCGGUUAGUGUGCUAGUGGUAAAGUACAUUAUGCGCGAUCUCGACUCUGCCGACUGCUACCCUGGUAUCGGUAUUGUAGUACAAUGCGGGCUUCUUAUGCUCAGCACUGCCAUUCUCUGGAUAUCACAGACAGAAGAACCAUCUUUUCGCAUUUAA